AUGGCAGGGGGACUCGGUCGCAAAGCCGUCCAAGGCAUUGCUGCAGGCAUUGGCCUUGUCUCCGAAGCGCGAUCAGCCCACAAGACAAAAAAGCAGAAUCAAAAUCAACAUACACAAUCGUGCGAGGAACCAGCCCCCCAAACUGAAAGGGGACUGCCCGAACAAUACGAACAGUUCCAACCGCCACCAUAUGAACUGCCCGUCGAAGCAGAGACCCACCUUGAAAGAGCACCCUCCGGGUCUCUCGAGGAGCAAUGGGCUCUGGACGAGAUACAAGAAGAGCUUGCACAACCCGCGCAAGGCCAACCAGACACUACCAAGAGCAACGGAGACCAAGAACGCGUCGAUGAAGAAGGUCUUGCCCACAGGUUUGCGUCUGCAUACCCUGCACCACCGCCUUACUCGGCCAUCCAGACUGAAAGUGGAAUGUCACGCCCGCAGCUGUCGGCACCAGUCGUGCUGCCACAGCGCCGGCCGAAAAAUCGAGACCGCGGCUUCAUUCGCGCGUAUGCCCCCGCCUUGAACGAGUGCGGGAUCGAUCAAGAUAUGUUUAUUGAUUUCCUCAAUACAGCGGAGAAGGCCUGUCAGGCUUCCCCAUGGCUGAAUGCGAUCAACUUGGCGGCGAUUGGGACAAUGUGGAUGCCAUCUGUCACGGGCAUCGCCGUGUCUAUUGCUAUUCAGAUCACUACUGAUAUUGCGAUUGCGGUGGAGGGUCGUCGGAAAACGAAUACCUUCUUCGACAAGAUGAACAAGGAAUUCUUCCAACCUCGCGGCCUCUACUGCCUCCUCAUGACUUGGAACCCCGAAUUGCCUGAUGCUCCAGCUACAACGAUCGACCUCAACUCGUUCAUCUCCAAAGCUGCAAGUGGCGGAAGUUCGGACACGCUAGGCCGCCUCCGUCAUAAAUUCAAAUCAUCAGAUGGAAAGGCCUAUGGUAAUAUCUUCCCAGAGGUUGCGCCUCUGGUCUUCCCCCAGAUUGAUCAACUCGCAUCCGAUCAAGACGCGGAGAAGAAGUUUGCCAAAAUGAAAAAGAAAAAGGAGUUUGUCGCUGGGUAUAUGGAUAAGAGGGCCCAGGCGAAAUUUGUGAGCUAUCCUUUGCAAAUUAUAACCGGGUUGCACGAGCUAACCAUCGUGUCUUCACAGGCCGCCGAACACCCCGACAGUCACUUGACUCAAGGUCCAAAGCCAACGUUUACCUCACGCUAUGCCGAUCCCAACCACGCCGCAAGCAGCGGCGAUCCUCUCGCCCUGAUCACUGGCGGCCAUCUCACUAUGAACAAACUGAGCACACCCCAUGGCAGACCCUUUGGACUAUUCGAUGCCAUCAAUACCAUUCGAGAUUUACGCAGUCCCCAGAACGGCGCUCAGCAUGCUGGGUAUGCUCCCUAUGCAGCUGAUGCGUCCGGUGGUAGGGGUCUAGACCGGCUUGCUGCGCGUCGGGAAGAUAGUGGCAGUAUUGGACCUUUAACACCGUUAGCGAAGUUGUUGAAGAAGAAAGUUUUGUAUUUGGCGAUUGUGAAUAUGCCGUCAGAAGAAGAGAUGGGACUUGCUCGCGAGGCUUUGGGACAGGUAGCAUGA
Penicillium daleae is the source of this 1578-nucleotide messenger RNA. RefSeq lists its product as uncharacterized. Lineage: Eukaryota; Fungi; Ascomycota; Eurotiomycetes; Eurotiales; Aspergillaceae. The coding region runs from base 1 to 1578 and encodes 525 amino acids. The record is from RefSeq and is a predicted model, not a curated record. The transcript has 4 exons.